AUGGCCUCGAUCCGCAGCAACAACGCCCAGCCGGGCCGUGGCUUCUUUGGCGCGCCAUACCCCACCACCGCCGCACAAUCAGCAUACGACUUUGAGCACGACCCUUGGCUACAAAACGCUCAGCCCAACGGCCCCAACAACCCAACUUCCCGCCUCGUCUCCAACCCCGAAGCAAGAGGUUCCCGACCCCUCACCUGGGGAGGCUACAGCGUCCCAAGCACAGACGCUUCCCCUACCGCCGCCAGGCCUCAAGCAGAGCUCCUGCUGCCUCCCCUCUUCGGCCAGGCUUGGCAGCUUGCCUGCUCCGCCGAUGCUGCUCACCACCCCUCGACCAGCGCCGACCCGCGCAUCGACCCCGACAUCUCGCUCGCACAGCUCCACCGCCUCCUCACCGACGCAGGCGAGACGGCCGCCACCGCAGAGAGGAUCCUCAACCUCUGCUGCACCGCCUCCAGGUGCUCCCGCCACGACUUUUUCCUCGCCCUCGUCCUGCUCCGAUACGCUCAGAGCGGCGAGUCCCUCGACGCGCACAGGGCCGCCGCCCAGCUCCAGUCCGGACACGUCGAGAGCCCCACCAUCGACCUCGAUAGCAUCCGCGCCACUACGGAAUCCAACGUCCACACCUUCCCGCCGCCCAACCCGGUCCUGACGCCCCGACCGCCAGGGCCGAUGCGCGAGAUGUCUGACCCUUGGAACACGGGCUCGAACGCUGCAGCCGCUACAGCCGCUGCUGCUGCUGCUCCUGCGAGCACCGCCUACCGCGAUGGCCUUCCCAGCAGUUCCGCAUCGGGCGGUCCCGCAUCGGUCUUCCGCAGCUUCGCCUUCGACGGCGGCGAGAGCGGCGGCUCUAAUGGCAGUACCGCCGCGAUUACGACCAACGGCGGCGCCUCCGAAGCCCCCUUCGGUCCCGUCGAACCACCACGAUCGUCGGACGGCCCCCCGACCUCGCUCGGCCUCUCGAGCUCGAGGCUGCGGCAGGGCACAAUACGCACGCAGCGGCCAUUCAGCUACGUCUCGGACUCGGCCGAGGUCAACGCCGUGGGCGCCGCCGACGACCCCGAGGCCGACCUGCCGCUCGACGAGAUCACCGUGCGCCUGCGCUCCGAGCUCGAGGGCUUCCUCAUCAAGCACAACGUCUACGUCGUCUCGUCGGAGCUGCGCCAGUCGUCAGUCAUCCGCAGGUACAGCGACUGGGUGUGGCUGGCAGACUGCCUGGUCAAGCGCUAUCCCUUCCGCUGCCUGCCCCUCCUGCCGCCCAAGCGCAUCUCCCUUCCGAUGGCGGGACGGCAUCUGUCGGGCGACGACCAGUUCAUCGAACGUCGCAGAAGAGGCCUGGAGCGCUACCUGCGCGUGCUCAGCUCGCACCCGGUGCUGCGGCAGGACCGGCUGGUCGACGUGUUCAUGACAGAGAAGCGCCCGCUGUCGGAAUGGCGGCAGACGGCGCCGCCGCUCUACCUCGACGAAGAGGGCCUGACCAAGGUGCUCGACGAGGUCGAGCAGAUGUCGAUCCCGGAAGACCUCGACGCCAAGCUGGCGCAGCAGCGACGGGCGCUGCCGGACCUGCUGGAGCGGUGGACGUCGACGGUGGCGCUGUUUGAGCGGAUGGUGCGGCGCAACGACGCGGCGGCGGCCGAUUUCUCGAGGUUCAACUUUGGCCUCCUGUCGUUGGCCGAGAGCUCGGAUCGGCGGUGGAGGCCCGAGAGCGACAGCCGGCGCGGGGGCAGCAGGGAGGCCGCCGAGGGGUGCCUGCGCAAGGUGGGAGAGGCAUACCAGGCCCACUCGGACCUGGUGGCGAGGCGGUCGAGCAGAGAGGGCGGAUACACCCUCGAGUCGCUCAAGCACCAGCGCGAUCUGGUCGCUGCAUUCCGCGACCUCUUUAUCCGGCUCGACCGACUGCUACCGGACCAGGUCGAUGCUCUGCGAAAGAGGAUGGAGGGGACGACGAAAAAGGCGGCACAGAUGAAAAAGGACGCCGCUGCCGCCGCUGCCGUAGCCAACGCCGCAUCGACAUCGACAUCGGCAUCGACCGCGGGGUGGGAGGAAGAGUACGGACGGCUGAUGGGCGAGGUGGCGAGGGAUGGCGAGACGGUGCGCAAGCUCCUGGGUCGGAGGGUGCACGUGCGCAAGACGCUGUGGGAGGAGCUCGUCUGGUUCCACUGGAGGUACGUCGAGGUCGACGACGUCUGGAAGGCCUGGGCGCGCGACAAUGUCGUCGUCGCCGCAGAGGCUGGGCGCAAUUGGGAGGUGCUCGGCAUGAAGCUCGACAUGUAG
Molecule: messenger RNA, 2271 nt
Organism: Pseudozyma flocculosa PF-1
Lineage: Eukaryota; Fungi; Basidiomycota; Ustilaginomycetes; Ustilaginales; Ustilaginaceae
Exons: 4
Coding region: 1-2271 (756 amino acids)
Biological process (GO): retrograde transport, endosome to Golgi; protein targeting to vacuole
Cellular component (GO): endosome
Molecular function (GO): phosphatidylinositol-3-phosphate binding
Source: RefSeq, a predicted model, not a curated record